Messenger RNA from Vespula vulgaris, 2706 nucleotides. RefSeq names its product troponin I (gene wupA). Bases 161 to 1531 code for a protein of 456 amino acids. Gene Ontology annotation, biological process: muscle contraction. The transcript is spliced from 15 exons. Lineage: Eukaryota; Metazoa; Arthropoda; Insecta; Hymenoptera; Vespidae. Gene Ontology annotation, cellular component: troponin complex. The record is from RefSeq and is a predicted model, not a curated record.
UUUUCAUUGGUUGUUAGAAGGACCACGUGAACGUGCUGAGAAGAAGGCACGCGAUGAAGGCGCACAAGAAAGGCACAGUCAGCUGCCUAACGUCCGGUUGGCUAGUUCGAAGCCAGCUCGUUCUUAUCAAGGUAGACGCGCGUAAGAAGCAGGCACCAACAUGGCGGACGAUGAGAGGAAGCGUCUUGAGGAUGAAAAGAAGAGGAAACAGGCGGAGACCGAUAGGAAGAGGGCUGAGGUCCGAGCCCGCCUCGAAGAGGCUUCCAAAGCUAAGAAGGCUAAGAAAGGUUUCAUGACCCCUGACAGGAAGAAGAAACUCAGGCUCUUGUUGCGUAAAAAAGCUGCGGAAGAAUUGAAAAAGGAGCAAGAAAGAAAAGCCGCUGAAAGAAGACGUAUCAUCGAGGAACGUUGUGGAAAACCAAGGAACGUCGAUGAUGCUAACGAAGCCAACGUCAAGUCCAUACUGAUCCAGUAUCAUAAGAGGAUCAACGUUCUCGAGGGGGAGAAGUACGACCUUGAAUACGAAGUUGCCAAGAAGGAUUUUGAGAUCGCUGACUUGAACAGCCAGGUGAAUGACCUUCGAGGUAAAUUCAUGAAGCCAACUCUGAAGAAGGUUUCGAAAUACGAGAACAAAUUCGCCAAACUUCAAAAGAAAGCGGCCGAAUUCAACUUCCGUAAUCAAUUGAAACAAGUCAAGAAGAAGGAGUUCACUCUCGAGGAGGAGGACAAAGAGAAUGCGUCAAAAGAUAAGAAAAAACCUGACUGGUCGAAGAAGGGCGACGAGAAGAAGGAACCCGAAGCUCCACCUCCACCUCCAGCGGAAGCUCCUAAGAAACCGGAACCUGCACCCGCUCCUGCACCAGCACCAGAACCUGCACCAGCGCCACCUGCUGAGCCACCAGCACCCACACCUGAACCUGCUCCUCCAGCGGCUGCUCCACCACCUGAAACUGCUCCGCCAGCUGAAGGUGCUCCACCAGCUGAAGGUGCACCACCACCACCUGCCGAAGGAGCUGCCCCACCUCCAGCUGAAGGUGCACCACCUCCAGCCGAAGGAGCACCACCAGCUACCGAAGGUGCACCACCAGCCGAAGGAGCACCACCUGCAGCGGCCCCAGCUGAAGGAGCUCCACCAGCAGAAGGUGCUCCUGCUCCAGCUCCUCCCGCUGAAGGUGCACCACCAGCGGAAGGAGCACCACCAGCUCCAGCUCCAACGACCGAAGGUGCAGCUCCUCCGGCAGAACCAGCAGCAGCAGCGGCUCCAACGGAUGCAGCUCCAGCAGCAGCACCACCCGCGGAUGCUUCAGCCACACCAGCGGCAGCUCCACCAGCUGAUGCUGCAGCACCAGCUGCACCGGCACCAGCUGAUGCCGCCGCACCACCAGCGGCAGCUCCACCAGCAGAAGCUCCACCUGCGCCAGCGCCUACUGAAACUAAUCUUGUUUUGAUUUUGAGAGUUACAAUCGUCAUCAGAGGAACAAUUUCAUCAACAAAUAGAGCUAAGUACAUCACGAAUGCACCUGCCUCGUAAUUUCGUCGAGACGGUCAGCGAAGGACGAAGAUUUAAUCUUCGUUGACCACAGCGAACACAUCGGCACUAUUCUUCUUUUAUCGCCAUUGACUGUCAUCGUCGUCGUCGACGCCAUUGUUCGUCGUGAUCAUCCUUGUGAAGAAGACAUGAACGAAAAGGAAGGAGCGUCUUAUCGUCGACUACGAUAACACUGUAACGAAUGUCAUGUCCUUAGCAAACGAAAACAUUCUAUACGAUUUACAUUUUACCUUAAACGGUCGUAACGUUCGUUAAAAUUCUUCUAUGCGAAAUAGAAACAAAUCGUAUCGAAUGUUACACAUGAGAAUUUUUGUGCCGUUAGCUUUGUAAAUAAUUCACGGCACGUUCGUCUACGCGAAAGUUCCGCGCGUAGAUAUACAUACAUACAUACAUACAUACAUACAUACAUACAUACAUACAUAUAUAUAUGUAUGUAUGUAUAUAUAUCUAUGUAUUGAUACACUGAAUACUGUUUCUUUAAAAAAAAAAAAUAAUAAGAAAUUGGAUUUAUAAUAAAAGCUCAUCAUCGAUCAUUGUACUUGCAUCGAUCAAAAUUGAACGAAAUUAUUUUUUAACUGACGUCUCAACUAGAUAAGUUUUAAAGCAAUACGUAAUUAUGCAUUUACCCAGAUAAAAUUUCACUAAAUCUGAAGAGUACGCAGAAAAAGUAACAGAUCUAAUUUCUUUAUCACUUCCUUUCGCAAGCGUAUGCUAUCAAGAGAUUGAAUUAUGUUGUGUCCUCUUUAACGUUACGUAACGAGAAGAAAAAGGGAACUUGUGUGUCGGUACAACGUCGUAAACGAAGGAUCGCGUUUAAAUCGAAUCGCUCUAUGCGAUAACUAGCAAAGCAGCAUUUGAUAUCUCGAUAAACGCUAUGGGAAGAAGUUAGAUAUAGUGCCGGUGUGCACGGUAGUAGUGGGGAGAAUAGAGAACGGAAUCGGCUGAGAGUACAGUGAGGUGGAAGGGAGGGGGAACUCGGCGCGCCACGAGUCCGUCAGUCGCGCUCGAGACUCCGAGGUGGGAGGUUUGUUUUAUCGUUCCGCGAUUUUGUAUCGUCGUUGUCGUCGUUCGAAACGUCGUUGCCACUGUGAACCGCGCGUUGCUUAUUAUAUUCUUCCUUAAAGACAUUUCUCAAAUAGAUAUAAACUUAAACUUUU